This is a messenger RNA of Lactuca virosa, 1386 nucleotides long. NCBI's taxonomy places the organism in Eukaryota, Viridiplantae, Streptophyta, Magnoliopsida, Asterales, Asteraceae. The record is from the annotation of a GenBank genome assembly.
AUGUCUUCAAUUUCCGAAAAAAAUGAACAAACAAGUGUGCUGCUAGUUACAGCGCACGCUCAAGGUCACGUAAACCCCAUGCUAAGACUGGGCAAACUUUUUGCUUCCAGAGGCCUACAUGUCACUCUCGCUACCAAUGACCUUGCCCUAAAAAACCGCUCCACCACUAUUGGCGGCGUCCACCUUGAGUAUUUUUCCGAUGGCCUACCUGAGGAUGCCGAUCGACUGAACGGCAAUAUAGAUACCUUCAUGAAGUCGAUAAAUCAGUUUGGACCCGUAAAUAUCUCUGCCCUAAUCCGAUCAAGCGGUCGUAAAUUCGCAUGUCUUAUCAACAAUCCUUUCGUGCCUUGGGUGGCUGACGUCGCGGCUGAGUUUGAGGUUCCCUGCGCUAUGGUUUGGAUCCAAGCAUCCACAGUCUUUCAUAUUUUUAACUGUUUCUACAAUCGUCUCAGCGAAUUCCCAACUGAAAACAACCUUGAUAUGAGCGUGAAUUUGCCUGGACUUCAACCACUACACGCAGAGGAUCUACCGUCUUUCAUUCAUCCGUCGAAUAACAUGUUUACGUUCGAUGGCAUAUUGAAGGAUGUCUUUUAUAAUUUGCACAAAUAUAAAUGUGUGUUGGGAAAUUCUUUCAUGGAGCUGGAGAAAGAUGUGAUAACGUCGAUUAAUGACGCUGGCGUUCCAUUUUGGCCAGUUGGACCGAUUGUUCCGGCGUCCAUUUUUGGGAAGAAAGACGUGAUUGACGAUGAUUUUAUGGGUGCAAAUAAGUUUAAAUCAGCCAACGUGAGUGAUUGUUUGGAAUGGUUAGACAAACAACAGCCAGCGUCAGUUGUUUAUAUAUCUUUCGGAACCCUAGUUUUUUCAUCCAAGAAUCAUAUAGAAAGCAUAGCAACUGGUCUGAAAAUUUCGAAACAACCAUUUAUCUGGGUGGUAAAGCUGCCGGAAAAUCAAGAAACCCAUCAAUUUGAGAUCUUGGAAGAGAUUAGGGAACAGGGUUUGAUCGUGAGAUGGAGCCCACAAACUGAUGUGUUGUCGCAUCCAUCAGUCGGGUGUUUCUUAAGUCACGGUGGGUGGAAUUCCUUGUCGGAAACUAUUACUGCCGGCGUACCAAUGAUUGUUUGUCCACAGUGGACUGACCAGCCAACGAAUGCAAAGCUUGUUACCGAUGUUUGGGGCGUCGGGGUGAAACUAAAUAAGAAUCCAGGAGCGUUUUUUGAUGGGGAAGAUGUGGCACGAUGCGUGGAAGAGGUUUUGAGUGGGCCUAAAUCCAAGGAGUUAAGAAAGAACGGGGCGGAGUUGAAAAGGGCGGCCCGUGAGGCAGUGGCAGAAGGUGGUUCGUCGGACAAGAACAUUCAGUUGUUUGUACAUGAAGUUUCUUCGUGCUAA